GUGUCCACAAUGCGUUCUUUAUGUAACAUUGUUAUUUAUGUAACAUUGUUAACUGUUCGCCCAAUUUAAACAUUGUUAUGAAUUUGCUAUCGAUGCAUAUAAGCCUUGGUUGGGAUGUAAGGAAAUGCACUGAAUGGAAAAUUUAAUGUAUGCUCUUUCGAAUUGGAUUAAUGAUUCAUGGAUAUUGACAAAGGUUUUGUUCUCCUCAGUUUUAAAAUAUGAGCCCAUUCAGCAGCAAAUAGUGAAAUACAUGGAACACAAUGUUUACCUGCCAAGAAUUGAAAAAAAAAAUGUUCUCGACAUUAUUCGAAAUCAUCGUUCAAAUACUAAAUUCAUUCCAAAAUAACCAAACGGUUAAAUGACAUGUACAAUGUUAAAGCUUCAUGUAUGUACUGGAGACUGUUGAAGUACAUCCAUGGAAUAGUGGAUCGUCUCAUGACAGAAGUGUGACCCAGUUUAAAAACUAAUUUAGUAGCCUGGACUCGUGUGAUAGACAAGUGUUUGCGGAAAAUAUUUUUAAGGACGAUUUAAAAGGAGUUCAGGACAUUAUUACGGUGCAUUUUUUUUGGAGGGAGUAGGAUCUAUUAAGUAUCUAGUACUAAGGCGGGCGUGUAAAAUUGCAUAAUCUGAUUGAAUAUAAGUCAGUGUUUGGGAAGUCACAACCGAUGCAGAACAGCGAUAAUGGCCCAACAAUGAUUAAGUAAAAGUUUACUACGCAACGUUGAAAUAUUGCACGAGCACAGGAUUGAUUUUGUGAGUGAUGUAAAACCUACACGACUCCGAGGAUUAGAUCCACUGUCAGCAAUAUCCCUCUCAUUGUGACGAAUUGCCGGAAUUUAGAGGGCAACAACGAAAAUACUAAGGUUAGGUUCAUGAGAGAGGAUUCGAUAAACCUACCCAGAUAAGGUGAUGUCAAUUGCAGAUGGCUACAAAUAUUACAGAUGAGGACUCUGAAUCACCAUUUUCAACACCAGAAAGAGGCCAUGUCGCCAUAACAACCGAAGACGAACCGCAUACCUUUUUAGUAGAUGAUCCGGUGUUUAUCGUUAUCACAUUGGUGCUCUUAUGUCUUGGGAUGGUGUUCCUGGUCAGAGAAAUCUUCAGCAGAAUGAAGAAUCGGCGGUACAGACACCACAGGCAUCCCGACAGGGGAGAUUCCCAAAGAGCACAACGAGUCCUUCAAACUCCGUCCGAUGAUCCUCCGCCUUAUCCAGGGAAAUAUUCCAAAACCAACAUUAAUUAUCUUCCUUCUUACGACUCGGCUAUCAAGAUGGCACCUGAAUUGCGCAUAUGCGAUAAUACUGGAAUGACCUUGUCUACGCAAUUUUGUGAUGAAAAUGAUACGUCAGAUUAUAAUGAUAUAAGUAAUGAAGAGACGCAGAAUUUACAGGAAGACUCUAGUGACAGAAAUGUGUGUCUCUCUUCUCCGAUUAGCCCUGGACUUUUAGCAGAUCAUGAAUUCCAAUAUACCAGAACUUUAACAGGCUUACAACAGGGUUUUCAAUGAAGAAAUAGAAGACCUGUUAUAUCAUUCAAAUAUCCUAUAAGAAGAAGUCAAUGUGACGAAGAUGGAAAUAUCGGAAGCGAGUUAUAAAAAAGACAAGUUUAAGAUUUUUUUUCUCUCUUGUUGAUAUCAAGUACACCUGUUUUUUUUUUUAUAGAAUUAUCUGAUCAGAAGAUUGUAUAGUAAUAAAACAAAUACAUGGCCUUUAUGAUAAA
This is a messenger RNA of Ostrea edulis (European flat oyster), 1719 nucleotides long. RefSeq lists its product as uncharacterized. The record is from RefSeq and is a predicted model, not a curated record. The transcript has 5 exons. The coding region runs from base 923 to 1507 and encodes 194 amino acids. Lineage: Eukaryota; Metazoa; Mollusca; Bivalvia; Ostreida; Ostreidae.